Molecule: messenger RNA, 540 nt
Organism: Entamoeba nuttalli P19
Lineage: Eukaryota; Evosea; Mastigamoebida; Endamoebidae
Exons: 1
Coding region: 1-540 (179 amino acids)
Source: RefSeq, a predicted model, not a curated record
AUGGAACUUCCUUCUUCUCUUCUUCUACAUGAAAUAACCUCCCAAUCUCCUGAAAAUGAUCAAGUUCUUAGACUUACACAGCGUGUAUCUCAACUAGAAGAAAGAGUCUUUUUAUUAGAAAAAAGACUACAACAGACAUUAACUUAUCUCAUUUCUUCUAACACAAACAUACAACAAUCCCCUUCUCUACCACAUCCUCUUUUUGAAGAGAAGAAAAAGUCAUUAGAACAUGAGUUACAAACAAUUCUCAUUGAAAACCAAAAUUUAAGACAUCAAUACUCACAACUUAUUUCAUCAAAUCAAAUUCAACCUCUUUCUUCCUUAGUUAGUUUACAGAAUAGUACUAAUUCAAUUGAUAACAUUUCUAUCAUUAUCAAAGACUUUUCUAAUAAUACAUUAUCACCAACGGUAGUUAAACAAAUCCAACAAUUAGAUUCUCAACCUUCUUGUACAUCUAACUCAAGUAAUAAUACAAGUCUGUCAAAUACUUUUCUCAAUGAUUCAUCCAAAACUAUUCAAAAUUAUAUUACUACAAAUUAA